Molecule: messenger RNA, 1152 nt
Organism: Macrobrachium nipponense
Lineage: Eukaryota; Metazoa; Arthropoda; Malacostraca; Decapoda; Palaemonidae
Product: phospholipid-transporting ATPase IF-like
Exons: 8
Coding region: 1-1152 (383 amino acids)
Biological process (GO): phospholipid translocation
Cellular component (GO): plasma membrane; endoplasmic reticulum
Molecular function (GO): ATPase-coupled intramembrane lipid carrier activity; ATP binding; ATP hydrolysis activity
Source: RefSeq, a predicted model, not a curated record
AUGGAGGAUGACCUGACGCUCCUGGGAGCCACUGGAGUGGAGGACUUGCUCCAGGACGGAGUGCAGGAGACCCUUGAAUCUCUGAGAGUGGCGGGCAUCAAGCGAAGAUUCGCAAUACGGACGGGCAUUACGGUCUGGUGUGGAGGCGGUGCCUCCCUGCUGAUUCUCUUGGACAACCUGAAAGAGGACUUCUACAAGGUCUGCAGGAGAUGCACUGCCGUCGUCUGCUGCAGGAUGUCGCCUAGGCAGAAGGCGGAGACAGUGAGAUUAGUUAAGAAGUCUGAUGAGAGGCCUGUCUGCGCAGCCAUAGGAGACGGCGCCAAUGAUGUUUCGAUGAUCCAAGAAGCGCAUAUUGGCUUCGGAAUCAUGGGCAAAGAGGGGCGCCAGGCCGUCAGGUGCUCGGACUUCGCCUUCGGGAGGUUCCACUUCCUGAAGAAGGUCCUGCUGGUGCAUGGGCACUGGUACUACGUCAGGGUGUCGACUCUGGUUCAGUAUUCCUUCUACAAGAACCUCACCUUUAUCACGCCCCAGGUCUUCUUCGCUAUCUGGAGCGCUUUCUCGACGCAGACCGUCUACGACAGCAUGAUCCUGACGAUGUACAACAUCACCUUCACGUCUCUGCCGAUCUUAGUCUACGGCCUCUUCGACCAGAACAUCCCCGCGGACCUCCUGAUGUCUCGCCCUCAUCUCUACCAGGCGAACGCAGGGAACGCCGCCAUGUCUUGGCCGACGUUCUUCAAGUGGAUCGCCUUCGGACUAUGGCAGUCCUCUGUCAUGUACUUCGGCUGGCCUAAUGCUAUUCUACCUCACGGACAACCCAGUCUGCCUUUCGGACAAACGAUGGAUCUCUAUCUCUUUGGCACUACGCUCGCCAACAUUUGCAUUUACGUCGUCACUAUCAAGUUAGUACUAGUGGCCAACUACUACACCCAAUUCUUCAUCUGGUCUGUGAUACUGACACUGAUCUUCUACGUCGUCCUGUGUCUGUUGUAUGAAGGAUUCAUCAUAGAGGUCCUGGAAAACUACGAGAUCUUCUGGUCCUUCUAUCGGAUGUAUGAGAGUGCGUGGCUCCUGCUGGGCUUCCAUUCCUCCUUGCCGUCGUGUGCUGAUUCCAGAUGUCAUACAAGCUGUCUUCUUGUCGUUCUCGGAUGA